AUAAAUGAAAAAUUAGUAGAAUUUUUUUAUCAAUAUAUCUUCAAUGUUAACAGAGUACUCAGUGUGUAAAUUAAUUACUCCUUUAAAAAAUGUAUCGCAAAAGAUUUCAAUUUAAAUUUGUUUUUCGUAAAAUAAUGAAACACUCAAGGCAUAAAAAUUUAAAAUUUUAUAACAUUUAUAAAGAGCUCUGAAAGUUUUAUUCGAUUGGUCGAUUUUAAAUUCUAAAUUUAUACCUGUGAAAAACGCGGGCUGAAGUCAAAUACAUUCACGUCCGUGCAUAUAGAUAACAAAUCGUCAUCGUCAUAUUUAAUAAAUAAUUACAAAAUUGAUUUCUGAUAAUGUUUAUCAUAAACUUAAUUUGAGAUUGUUACGAUUGUAAUAAUAAUCUAACUUAAACCUACUCUUACUCCUUUGUGAUUUUUUGUCGCUCCAAUUAUUUGAUUGGUGGAAUUUUAUAAUUGAAUCCACGCUAUUUGUAAAGGGAAAAGGACCUAUAUAUUUCCACGCAUGUGCUUUGCCAAAACAGUGUCUCCUCUUUGCAAUGUCUGCAUACGUUAGAAUAGGUUGAAGUACUAAAGCAUGAAUUAUUAACAGAACCAUCUCGUUUCACUGAAGAAGAAUUUUAGAAGAAUUUUUACACCAUUAAUUUGAUAUAUGACGUAUAUAUAUAUCGCCAAAAAGUAUAUUUUAGUAAUUGUUUUUCCUAGCUCACUGUUCAAGGGAUAUUUUGCAAAAUGAAACAAAUUCUUUGUGGUAAAAUAGGAGAUAGGAUUGUGCUAAUUUCAAAGACAUCACGAUAUCCUUUACCUCUAUUUAGUGCAAGACAUUUAAUAUCAGGCAAGAUGAACAAGGUUUAUCAGCCAUUACUAGCAUCACCACAUAUACGCUACUUUGGAAACCCUAAUCGAGCAUAUGCAAUUUUUAUUGGAAGAGUAUUAAGAGGAGCAUUAAAAGUUCGGUAUCUUUUAUUGGGUGGUGCAGUUGGUAGUGGAGUAACUUUACAGAAGAAAUAUGAACAAUGGAAAGAAAUUGUACCAGAUAUGAGCUGGUUGAAUGAUGUAUUUCCUAAUGAAGAAAAGUGGAAAGAUUUACGUGAAUCGGUUAUGACAGUUAAAAAUAUUUUCACAGAUAAGAUUGAAAUUGAUCCACGUAUAAAGCAGCUUGGCGAAGCUAAAUAUAAAGAAUACAAAGAGUGGUUCAAUCAGAGACUGGAUGAUGCUAUCAAGGCAGCUGAAGUUGAUCAAAUCCAACCAGGUGUGGAUAUUUUCUAUAAUCGUAUAUUUGACGCAAUCUCAACAAUAGUAUCCCAACUUUAUUCAGAAGCGAAGCAGCAGGUGGUGAACAAUACUGUCGCGUUUGCUCGGCCAUUAGCUAGCGACAAUAUCGAAGAGGAACGUAAGAAAGCUCAAAAGUCGCAAGAGCGAUUGAACGCUAUGCAAGAAGAAGUGAUGCAAAUACAAUUAAGAUAUCAACGUGAACUUGAACGAUUAGAGAGAGAGAACAAAGAGCUUCGAAAGCAGAUGCUACUACGUGGAAGUCAAAAAAUGAGUAACAAAAAAAUAAAAAAAUCUCUGAUCGACAUGUACAGCGACGUUUUAGAUGAACUUAAUGAUUAUGAUAGCACUUAUUCUACUGCUGAUCAUUUACCAAGAGUGGUAGUAGUUGGUGAUCAAAGUUCUGGCAAAACAUCUGUAUUAGAAAUGAUCGCUCAAGCAAGAAUAUUUCCUAGAGGUGGUGGUGAAAUGAUGACAAGAGCUCCAGUGAAAGUCACUUUAAGUGAAGGUCCUUAUCAUAUAGCUCAAUUCAAAGACAGUUCAAGAGAAUUCGAUUUGACGAAAGAGUCAGAAUUAGCUGAGCUAAGACGCGAAGUAGAAUUACGUAUGAAAAACAGUGUUAAAAAUGGCAAGACAGUUAGUCCAGAUGUGAUUUCGAUGACUGUGAAAGGUCCAGGCCUUCAGCGUAUGGUUCUCGUCGAUUUGCCUGGUAUAAUCAGCACAGUUACAGUUGACAUGGCAGAAGACACGCGAGAUGCUAUUCGACAAAUGACUCAACAAUAUAUGAGUAACCCUAAUGCGAUAAUUCUAUGUAUCCAAGAUGGUUCCGUGGAUGCAGAAAGGAGCAAUGUAACGGAUCUCGUUUCUCAAAUGGACCCUUCCGGCAAACGAACCAUUUUUGUUUUAACUAAGGUAGAUUUAGCAGAAGAGAACUUGGCCAAUCCAGAACGUGUUCGUAAAAUAUUGUCUGGCAAACUAUUCCCCAUGAAGGCAUUGGGCUACUUUGCUGUUGUCACUGGUAGAGGUAGACAGGAUGAUAGCAUACAAACGAUCAAAGAUUAUGAAGAAAAAUUCUUUAGAAAUUCGAAGCUCUUUAAGGAUGGCAUAGUAAUGUCAGGUCAAGUUACAACAAGAAAUUUGAGUCUCGCGGUUGCGGAAUGUUUUUGGAAGAUGGUUCGUGAGACUGUAGAACAACAAGCAGAUGCAUUCAAGGCCACUAGAUUUAAUCUUGAAACAGAAUGGAAAAAUAAUUUCCCAAGAUUAAGAGAAUUAGAUAGAGAUGAACUUUUCGAGAGAGCAAGAGGGGAGAUUCUAGACGAAAUUAUAAAUCUGUCUCAAGUUUCACCCAGGCACUGGGAAGAGGUGUUGAUGGUUAGGAUCUGGGACAAAGUUAGCAUGCACGUGUUCGAGAACAUUUAUUUACCCGCGGCUCAAAGCGGAAGUCCAAGCACAUUUAAUACCACUGUCGACAUAAAACUUCGUCAGUGGGCUGAACAGCAGUUACCAUCUCGAAGCGUCGAAAGCGGUUGGGAAUGCUUGCAACAGGAAUUUCAACAUUUCAUGAAUCAGGCAAAACUUAGUCCGGAUCACGAUGAUAUAUUUGACAAUCUAAAAAAUGCAGUAGUUAAUGAAGCUAUGAGACGACAUUACUGGGAAGAAAAAGCAUCUGAAAUGCUGCGAGUUAUUCAACUGAACACUUUAGAGGAUAGAAGUGUGAAUGAUAAACGUGAUUGGGAUCAGGCAGUUCGUUUUCUAGAAACCUCAGUUAAAGAGAAAUUGCAAGCUACGGAACAAAUUUUGAGAGACAUGCUGGGUCCAGGUCGCAAGGAACGAUGGUUGUAUUGGCAGAAUCAGAGUGAUGACCAACAGAAACGUUCAGCAGUGAAGAACGAAUUAGAUAAAAUUCUUUAUGCGGACAAAAAACAUACUCCUACACUUACUCAGGAUGAACUUACGACAAUUAGAAAGAACGUGCAGCGAAAUGGUUUGGAAAUCGACAAUGAGUUCAUUCGAGAAACGUGGCAUCCAGUAUAUAGGAGAUUCUUCUUGCAACAAAGCUUGGCUAGGGCGUACGAUUGCAAGAAAGGAUAUUAUCUCUAUCACACUGGACAUGAAAGUGAAAUGGAGUGCAAUGAUGUUGUUUUGUUUUGGAGGAUUCAGCAAAUGCUGAAGGUUACUGCCAAUGCACUUCGACAACAAAUUAUGAAUCGAGAAGCCCGUAGGUUAGAUAAAGAAAUAAAAGAAGUAUUAGAAGAUUACAGUCAAGAUAAUGAAAUGAAACAGAAACUGCUGACUGGUAGACGGGUCACUUUAGCCGAAGAAUUAAAACGUGUUAGGCAAAUUCAAGAGAAACUCGAGGAAUUUAUUCAAGCAUUGAACAAAGAGAAAUGAAGAACAUAGACUGAGAGUCUAGAAGUCUGAAACCUACGGUAUGUGAUAAGUGAUGAUGAGCCCUGGUGGCUUGUUGUUAGGUAUAUACUAAUUUAUUUUCUUCGCUAAUCGAACGAUAAUACAAAUAUAUUACCAAUCAAGUCUUAUGAUGAGUGGAAACUAUUCAUUUAACUAGUAAGAUUUGAUAUGUAAAAUUACCCUUCCAACUGUUAGCAUUAAAAUUAUGGCCGAUUUUACGCGACUAUGAUAUUUUUACGACAUUUUUAUUUUACAUUUAACAAAUUUUGUUAACAGAAAAUAUUGUUCGGACACAAAUGCGAAAUAUUGUCAAUACUUAGUAUUGUUUAAUAUCAAAGCGAGCAACUCGAGAAAAAUUUCGGAAAUAACGCUUCAGAAUAAUUGAACACAUGGAAUGUAGAUAUUCUUAAUGUAACUAGAAAAAAUAAUUCUAACAUUUUGUAUAUACAUCUCAUCUGUGCAUACAGAACGAAUAGAAACGAAUAUACGUUUUGUAUGGGUAGGAAAAGCGGAAUAAAGAAAUAGAAACUGAA
Messenger RNA from Bombus pyrosoma, 4216 nucleotides. It is a transcript of the gene Opa1, whose product is annotated as dynamin-like 120 kDa protein, mitochondrial. Gene Ontology annotation, biological process: mitochondrial fusion. The record is from RefSeq and is a predicted model, not a curated record. Gene Ontology annotation, cellular component: mitochondrial membrane; cytoplasm; microtubule. The transcript is spliced from 18 exons. NCBI's taxonomy places the organism in Eukaryota, Metazoa, Arthropoda, Insecta, Hymenoptera, Apidae. Gene Ontology annotation, molecular function: GTPase activity; microtubule binding; GTP binding. Bases 735 to 3665 code for a protein of 976 amino acids.